Molecule: messenger RNA, 3200 nt
Organism: Ostrea edulis (European flat oyster)
Lineage: Eukaryota; Metazoa; Mollusca; Bivalvia; Ostreida; Ostreidae
Exons: 3
Coding region: 133-996 (287 amino acids)
Source: RefSeq, a predicted model, not a curated record
UAAAUUUUAAGUUGUAUGUUUAGUUUUCUCAUGAUAUCUAAUCAAAACACUUCAGCUUACUAGUCAAUGAAAGAUAACGGCAAUAUAUAUGUUACAUGAUAUCAGUCAGUCUGCUGCAUUUCCCAUGCUAAGAUGAACCUCGCGGUACUUGUUUUGUUAGCUGCUGUCCAUAUCGGACAUUGUCUUCUAUCUGUCGACAACGCCAAAACGUCUACAUCUAUUCCUCAUGGUGGCGUGUCUGGUGGGUCAGACACACCUCUAGACAGCAACAUCAUCCGUGACAUCAUCACGCAGGAAACAGCACUCAGAAUUCAACUGCAGAAAAAUGUAGAGACGUUAAUGAAAGAAUUCACAACAUUGAAGGAGUCGACGACAAAUGAAAUAACUUCCCUUAAACAGAAAACGUCUUCCCUACAUCAGGAAAUCGCAGACUUAAGGACUGAGAACACCAAAUUACGACAGAGUUUUGAUACGCUGAAUUCCUCGUGUAAUCAGGGCUGUCAAAAUCAUGGCUCCCCUGUGGCAGUUUCAGGUGAAGCGUUGAGUUCCGUGAGCGACUUAAAAACACAAGUGAGAUAUCUGACGUUGUCUCUGUUAGAUCUACAAAAACAAUCAAGUGUGUUAAAUGACACCUUACAUGAAAACUUCAGAAAUGUCUCAGGUAAUGUCAAUUCAGGCUUUAAAGACGUAAUGGUAGAGAUUCUAGAUGUCAAAGAAGAACAAAAUAAAAUAAAAUCUUCGCUCGUGAACGUGGAUUCAUCACAUCAACAGAUCACGUCAUCUUUAAGAGAUGACUUAAACAUGACUAUACGGGAUCUGAAAAUUGCCCUUGGCAGAACGGAACGUCAGCAAGCUGAUUUGAUGAACUCUGUAUCAACGCUAGAGAGGAACACUACGUCCCUUAUAAAAUCAAAACUUCCCAGAGUUGGAUUUACAGCUUCAAUGACAGCAGCUGACACGAGUACCACCGUAGGAAGACGAUUGGUGUUUCCUUAAGUUAUAAUCAACGAAGGACACGGCUAUAACCCAAGCGACGGCGUAUUUACUGCUCCCGUGGGGGGCCUCUUCGUCUUCUACUCUUCUCUCGGGUCUUACGGUACUGAAGCCUAUACCUGUGAUAUAGUACUAAAUGGGAAUACCAAGGUCAGACUGUACACUAUGUCAGGCGGUAAUGCUCCAAAUCAGUCGGCGUCAAACAUGGCUGUAGUCCAACUUCAGAAAGGUGACAGAAUUUGGAUGAAAAUGAAAAGUUCAAAUCGCAUUAAUUCGGACUCUUCGUCCAUAUCAACAUUUACUGGAUAUCUAAUAUACAAUUAACAUCCAUUACAAUAUGAUCAAUUCUGUAUACUUUUUCAAUGUGUGUUAGAUAACAGCAUAAUUUACAUCACAUGGUUACAUGAGGAAUAUAUUUUGGUUCCAACUGACAAAGCUAGUAACAACAUUGUCUUUGUUUGUAAGGCUCAUUAUUACAACUGUAUUUUAAACGAACUUGGCAUUAAUUCCACUUUUGGUAAUCAUACUUAUACUCCAACUGCCCUUUCAAAAGACGAAAUUCUUCAAAACCAUGCUUCAGUUUUGGACACAUUUAAUAUUCCAGUCAAUGGGUCGAAUGAAUAUGAGUUACCGUACCUAUACUGGAUUCCUAAACUACAUAAAAACCCUUACAAACAAAGAUACAUUGCUGGAUCCAGUAAGUGCUCUACCAAGCCCCUAUCUUUGCUCCUCACGAAAAUGUUAACAGCUGUGAAGGAGAAACUUCAAACUUACUAUGCAACUACAUAUGCCAGAAAUGGUGUUAAUCAAAUUUGGAUUCUAAAAAAUUCUAGAGAACUUUUAGUAAACUUAAAAUCACAGAAUUUUCCCCAAAUCAAUAGCAUUAAAACCUAUGACUUUUCAACACUAUAUACGACCAUUCCUCACGAUAAAUUAAAGACUAGACUUUUUGACAUCAUAGACAGUUGCUUUUUCAACAAAAACGGAAAACGGAAAUAUUCAUAUCUGGUGAUCAGUCAUUCAAAAACUUACUUUGUUAAACACCACUCUGAUUCCACGCACAAGUACUCUGAAGUUGAAAUAAAAAAUAUGCUAGAGUUCCUCAUUGACAAUAUCUUCGUGGUCUUUGGUGAUCAGGUCUUCCCACAGUCUGUUGGAAUUCCCAUGGGCACGAAUUGUGCUCCUUUGUCAGCUGACCUGUUUUUAUAUUCAUAUGAAGCAGAAUUUAUUCAAAAACUUCUAAGUGAGAAGAAAAAUCUCUCGCUGUGACCUUCAAUUCGACUUUUAGAUAUAUCGAUGACGUUUUGUCUAUUAACAAUUAUAGCUUUCAUUCAUAUGUCGAUUUGAUAUAUCCCUGUGAGCUCGAAAUAAAGGACACCACAGAGUCGUCCACUUCUGCUUCAUACUUAGAUACAUGUAUUUUAUUGAAAGUAGACAUUAACGGCAAACUGACAACUCAACUGUAUGACAAACGGGAUGAUUUCAGCUUCUCCAUCGUCAACUUCCCACAUUUAUGUAGCAAUGUUCCAUUAUCACCUGCAUAUGGUGUUUAUAUAUCUCAACUGAUUCGAUAUGCAAGAGCUUGUUCUGGGUAUAGUCAGUUUUUAAAUCGAAGUAAGCUACUGACAAACAAGUUGAUGGUACAGGGAUUUCAACAGUCUCGAUUGAAGUCAGCAUUUCGCAAAUUCUAUGGUCGUUAUAACGAUCUAGUUCGUCAAUACAACCUCGCAUUGGGUCAAAUGCUGUCUGACGUGUUUCAUACCGAUUCUUAAGCCGUUCUUGGCACACUGAUUUUGACUGCGGAUAACUCCGUUUACCUGAUCAGGAUAUGGGGCUCACGGCGGGUGUAACCGGUCAACAGGGGAUGCUUACUCCGCCUAGGCACCUGAUCCCACCUCUGGUGUGUCCAGGGGUCCGUGUUUGCCCAACUAUGUAUUUUGUAUUGCUUGUGGGAGUUAUGAGAUUGAUCACUGUUCGUUAUCUUCACCUUGCAUGUAAUUAAUACAAAUCAUGGGAAAUUAAAGUCUAUAUUAUAAGGUACAUUGUAGCUUGCUGUUUAAAAAACACGUGAGAGAAACAUACACGUGAUUAAUGUUGAUGAAUACUUCGUGCUGUCUUUUGUUGCUCUUUAUUAUUGUAAUUUAUUCAGUGGUUCAGUUUUCUGUGCAACCUACACACUGUUGUUAUACAUACAGUUUUAACCUACA